AUGGCGCAGAAUCUCGAAACCAGGCUGUCUGUACCUGACUUGCAGGAGGACAACCCUUGGGUAAUUCUCGCGAAAAAACACUGGUUGAAGCCGAGCAAAUCUCGCAAAGCGAAGCAAGACAUCAUCACCAGUGAAAUAUGGAACCCACUUGAGGCCGAAAAGUUUCCUACACGGUCGCUGUUGACUCUGGAGAAUCUGAAUAUUCUGGAAAAGCUCCUCUGGCCCACCUAUACCGAAGAUUCGUCGAACCACCAUGUCCUACUGAUCGCUAUAAUUGUAGGCAUUAAACAUGGAGAACAUUUGCCAAUAUGGGAUCACUUUCUCGAUCGUCCCGACGAUUUCUCCAAUCUGUUCCAUCGAAUUUUGUCUAUGAGCUUCGAUGCGUCGCUUUCUGGAUUUUCGAGGCUGUCAAUAUUGUCUUUCAUCAUAAGUUGCUUCCAAUCACUCGAAAAUAACAUGAUUCGGAAAGAAUGUGCGCCGUUAGUAUCGAUAUCCAUUUGGCAUAACCUGUCUACCGAAGAAACAAGGGAUCAAACUCUAGAAAAGGCACCGAUCUUGAAGAAGGCAUGGCGUGCUGCAGGAAAACGUUACGAUGCUGCGGAUGAAUCCACAAAAUCGAAAAUCCGAUUCGAAAGGUCGUGGCUCUUCACUUUGCUGCUUGAUUUUCUCCAAAAGCUUUACACCUCAGAACCAGCCCAAGUCGAUAAUAUACGAUACUGUGAGAGGUUUCUAGAGCUACUUGUGGACCUUGAGAGUCAGCUUCCGACAAGAAGAUACGUUAACACUCUUCUAAAAGACUUGAAUCUACUUGCUCUCAUUCGACUUUCUCCCUCGUACAGUUCUCCAAAUAACGCCUUGAUCCGGGAUUUCUACUCUCUACUACAACACUUUGUAGAUUUUGCUAUCAACGACUAUACAGGAGAAUCUUUGUCUACGCAAGACGUGUAUGAUAUUCACUGUCAACAACUAGCUCGGCUACAAAGAACCGCCAUCAAGCAUUUCAAGGGGAAAUUAAUGAUCCUCGCCCUCUCCAACUACGGAUCCAUUGAACAACGGUCAGAACUCGAAGGAAGUUUGUCUGUGCUGAAUGAUGUCGAGCUCCAAGAUCUCUGUGCACGACUUGGCUUUAGAACUUCAUACCCGAAACAAUUUCAAGUGCCAGCUAGUCGACAGCUUUAUCUCGAGGUUUUGGUGUCUCAUUUUGAAAGAAAGCUCUCUUUUCAAGAGUCAGCUACCAAACUCAGCAUCUUGCCUACCGAGGAAACCCUCUAUGAUUCUGCUUUGUUGCGAAAUGAGACUUAUGAUGGAUCUCGGCCCCUUGCCAUUCCCAAAUUGAAUCUUCAAUACUUGAGUUUGGGUGACUUUAUGUGGCGCUCUUUCUUACUAUAUCGUUCCGAGUCAUUUUACGAAAUUCGAAGGGAUUUGGAGGCUAUUGUGAAGCGACUACAAGCGCGACUGAACAAGGCAACUCGAGAAGUCACUUUCGAGGGAUUUUCAAGAAUGGCGAUUCCGAUACCUAAACCAGCCAUUAUUGAGGUGGCUCCGGCAAAAGUUGGGGCGACAACACCAGCCUUUGUCCGAGCUGAAGUUACUCUAGAGGUUGGUCGCCUCAAUGAUAAUAUACGAAAAGAAUGGGAGGCUCUCCGACCGGAUGAUGCCGUGUUUCUACUUGCAGUCACACCUCCGGCCUCAUCAAGAUCCAUCGAUUUCAGUGACCAACCUUCUUUAACGCAUGUUCGUACCGCUGAAGUAGUACAGGUCUUGGAUGAGAACGGGCGUGCAUUGCGUGAACAUCGAUCAAAUCAAGAGAAUGGAUACACUCGAAGACCACAGAUCAGACGGUUGCUUCUGAAUUUAGACACAACCGCGUUUCAAGCAGACAACACCCGCAAGUCUCAAGGAAAGCCUGAUAUCUACCCAUUGAUUAAUGUUGUAGUGCGAAGGAAAGGAAGAGAAAACAAUUUCAAACCUGUGCUUCAAACGAUGCAACAGCUUAUCACGUCGGAUGUUGCACUUCCUUCGUGGUUUCAAGAAAUUUUUCUUGGUUAUGGUGAUCCGUCUAGUGCUCGCUAUACCGAACUUCCUAACCGUGUCAAGUCUCUUGACUACCGCGACACAUUCCUAGACUGGCAGCAUCUAGUUGAGAGCUUUCCCGGAAAGACGAUCGAGCCUCAUGCCCAAGAAUCCUCCAGUUUUGGUCCGCCCUAUGUUCUUCAGGAAGUGGAUACACCUCUUCCAAGCAUCUCUAUCUCGUCGAAGAAGCGUCGACGGGCCCACGCCGAUGCGCAGCCUGAAGUGAGCUCGGUUCAUGUAUCAACCUAUAAGCCUCCAAACCGCGGUCCAUAUCCGGUAGAUGCACCUAAGCUCAACUCCGUUCGUUUUACGCCUGCACAGGUCGAGGCGAUAACAUCAGGCAGCCAACCAGGACUAACAGUCAUUGUUGGUCCUCCAGGAACAGGAAAAACCGACGUGGCAACACAGAUUAUAAAUAAUAUUUAUCACAAUUUCCCGAACGAACGAACACUUCUCGUCGCUCACAGCAACCAAGCUCUUAACCAGCUUUUUCAGAAAAUCGUGGCGCUUGAUAUUGAUGAGCGCCAUCUUCUCCGACUGGGCCACGGUGAGGAAGAGUUAGAGACCGAGACAAAUUAUAGCAAAUAUGGACGAGUCGAAUCGUUCCUGGAGAACCGCGGUCAUCUGUUGGCAGAAGUAGAUCGUCUAGCCGCUUCGAUUGGAGCUUUAGGUGCUCAUGGUAACUCAUGUGAGACGGCCGGAUAUUUCAACACUGUUUAUAUUCAACCGGCAUGGGUGAAAUUCUGGGACAAGGCACAUUCUGAGCAAUCCUCUGUUGAAGAUAUCGUGAAUUCUUUCCCAUUUCACUCUUAUUUUGCAAAUGCGCCCAAGCCUCUCUUCGAACCUGGAAGUUCAAAGGAAGCUGUUCUGGAUGCUGCCACAGGCGGACAACGUCAUAUUGAUAAGAUCUUUUCCGAACUAGAGGAUAUUCGUCCUUUCGAGAUUUUAAGACAGCCUCGCGAUCGCGCAAACUAUCUUCUUAUCAAAGAGGCUAGGAUAAUCGCCAUGACUUCCACACACGCAGCAAUGCGACGCCAGGAAAUCGCUGAGCUAGGUUUCCGUUACGACAAUGUUAUCAUGGAAGAAGCGGCGCAAAUCACCGAGAUCGAGACCUUCAUUCCAUGUGCAUUGCAGGAUAUGUCGAAUGGAGAAUUACCGUUGAAACGAGUGGUCCUAUGCGGCGAUCACUUCCAGAAUUCGCCUAUUGUACAGAAUCUCGCGUUUAGGCAAUAUGCCAAUUUCGAGCAAAGUCUCUUCCUACGGCUAGUCAGGUUAGGUGUACCUACCAUCACACUUGACCAACAAGGCCGAGCACGACCGAGCAUUGCGGACCUCUUCAAGUGGCGGUAUCAGAAUUUGGGACAUCUUCCUGCAAUUGAAGAGAAACAAGAGUAUAAGAUUGCCAAUCCCGGUUUCCGUUUUGAGUAUCAGUUCAUCAAUGUCCCGGAUUACAAUGGCGUCGGCGAAAGAGAACCUAGUCCUCAUUUCAUCCAAAACGUUGGAGAAGCCGAAUACGCCGUUGCCAUUUUCCAAUACAUGCGACUUCUCGGGUAUCCGGCAUCAAAGAUCUCGAUUCUCACGACCUACGCGGGACAAAAAGCUUUGCUUCAAGAUGUCGUGAACCAUCGCUGCGCAAAAAAUUCACUUUUCGGCUCGCCUAAGAUUAUUACUACCGUUGAUAGAUACCAAGGUGAACAAAACGACUACGUUAUUCUUUCCCUUGUUCGCACGCGAACAGUCGGUUAUCUACGUGAUCUUCGACGUCUGACUGUGGCACUGUCUCGGGCUAGACUCGGUUUAUACAUCCUCGGUCGACAAGACGUCUUUGCCUCAUGUUAUGAACUAAAACCGGCAUUUGACAUGCUCGCACAGAGACCUAACAAGCUGAUGCUCGUGCCUGGUGAAUUGUUCCCCACGACUCGGUUACAGGAGGAUGAAAUCGAGGCUACAGCAAUGGAAAGUGUCGAGCAUAUGGGCCAAUAUGUCUUUGAGAUGACAGAGGCAAAACUCAAGGCGUUGGGCGCCGAGCCUAUAAUUGAAGACUAUGAGCCGGAUGCAGAGAACGAAGAGUUGUUCGACGAGGAUGAGUAG
Molecule: messenger RNA, 4164 nt
Organism: Talaromyces proteolyticus
Lineage: Eukaryota; Fungi; Ascomycota; Eurotiomycetes; Eurotiales; Trichocomaceae
Product: putative DEAD helicases superfamily protein
Exons: 4
Coding region: 1-4164 (1387 amino acids)
Biological process (GO): mRNA splicing, via spliceosome
Cellular component (GO): catalytic step 2 spliceosome
Molecular function (GO): mRNA binding; helicase activity
Source: RefSeq, a predicted model, not a curated record